Molecule: messenger RNA, 734 nt
Organism: Cuscuta campestris
Lineage: Eukaryota; Viridiplantae; Streptophyta; Magnoliopsida; Solanales; Convolvulaceae
Source: the annotation of a GenBank genome assembly
AACCAGACCAUACCGAAUCGUUACUUCAGGAUUAAGAUCGGUACGAUGUAACAUAUCAUACCGAACUGAAAUAUUUGGUACGCCGUCGGUGCGAACCAAAUAUCGUACCACGCUUACCCCUAUUUAAAAGUGAAUUGUUUUGGGAUGCACACGAAAGGAAAUAUGAAAUAUUAUUAAGCCGCGUCAAGGUUUCUUCUCUCCCUCUUUGCCGGCCGAUGCUGGUGGAUGGGGUUGCUCAGGAGCAGUGGCUAGUUCGUUGGUCCGAUGGCACCGAUACUGAUGCUACGUGGGAACCGGCAUCAGUUCUCCAACAACACUAUCCCGAUCUUCGCCUUGAGGACAAGGCGAUUUCCGUGGGCGGGGGAGUGGAUACCGUACAUGAGGAGGAUAGGGAACCAAGUGGUGACCCAGCAACCGUGCCGGUGGGCGUUGCGCAGUUAGCAAGGCAAGAAGUACUAAAGGGGAAGACUCGAGUUCGAUUUCUAGCAACUGCGCUGGGCGCAACUAUGCUAAGCAUAAGGCUUAGCAUCUACAAGUACUAAGUGAAGGCUUCACUCUUUGCUACCAAUCUGUAAUCAAAAUCUAAUUUAUCUCUUUUCAAUGACCAUCAUGUAGAAUCUGAGGGAACCCUCGAGAAUGGAGAUCAUCUUUUUUAUUGUUGAUGUGAAGGUGCCAGCAACAUAGCCUGAGUCAUCAUCUUCUCCUUUCUUGUCAAAGAAAUGGUGGGGGCACUU